AUGGUCAUAACUGGAAGUAUUUCAAGCGAGGAUUAUCAAAAGUGGGAAAGUAAAACCCUACGCUUCGAGGACCGCAUGAAAUAUGCUCUCGCGGAUCCCACAUUCGCAUCUCUUCCCCGGGUGUGCAUGUUUUCAGGUAUCACAAAAACAGACCUAGAAUUCAUGGGCGCACAAUACCCUAACGGUCCUUUGGUAUACGCAUCUAUGCUUUCUGCUUUCAAGAAAGCAUUGCUGUCCAUGAAGAACCUCCGAAUCGUUCGGCUCGAGGAUAUCGAUAUUGACGAGGAAGUCUUGGACGCCCUUGUUCAUUUACCUCUGCUGAAAGAUGUUCGACUUCAGUCUCCGGAGAUAGCUUGUCGCGAAUUUACUCCUCUGCUGGAAGUUGAAGAGCUUAGCGUCAUGGAAUGGGACCUCAGGUCACAAUACACCAAACAAAAGCUAGAGCUGUUCUCCAACAAACGACUGAAAGGAAUCGAUAUCCAGUCGUAUCAAUAUGCUUCUCCUAUUCUGGAGCACCUCAUUUCUCAGGGGACAAGCGCGUGUUUGACGAUUCUCAGGAUAACCAUCGACAUUCACAUCGUCCCUAUUAUGAUGGCCUUCUUUGAGACAUGUCCCCAACUACAGGAUAUCUAUGUGACAAGCAUACCGCCUACCUUUUACCCAGUGUAUCCAUCCCUUCCUCCGUCCGCACUGCCCAACCUUCGCAGCUAUUACGGAAUAGGAAGCCUCGCUGUACUACUUGUUCCCAACCGCCCUGUGAAAUGCAUUACAAUCCAAGAUAAUUGGAGUAGCGGCAGUCAUGACCUGGAACCCUCUUGGGUGCUAUCUCAGCUCUCCAAAAGCUCAGUUGUAAUUGAACACCUGUCGCUGCCUCCAAUACAGCCCAGGCCCGACAUCUUCCAUGAAAUUUUGCACACCUUCCCCAAACUGAAAAGUUUGGAGCUGCGCUUCCCUCUAGAUCCAAAUGCUGUACAGUCUCCACCUACAGACAAUGACACGACACCCGAUGACAGGUACUUCGACCUUACCACGGUGAAUGAAUUACCCCCAAUUGAAGUUGACGAGGAAGGAUGCCCUCUCGAACCUCCGACAUCUAUGAAGGUAUGCUCCACAUUACGAAGCUAUCCUACCAGACUAAUCUCGCUACAGGGACUCCUGGAGUGGCUAUGCACCAAUAAAUUGCACCUAUCUCCUUCAAUAGCCAACUUGUCAAUACUACAAAACAGUGGCCGGACUCGAGGCAUCAACCAAAUGUUCAAAACCUGCCUCAGUUUCCGAGAGCAAUACGCUUUUGCUGGGAUGCUUUCCAAGCACAAUCCUACUUUGAAAAGUUUGACAUAUGGGAGACAACAUAUCCAGUGGUCAUACGGCGCUGAUGGCAAGUGGGUUCCUGGGGCGGAAUACCAAUUUUACAUUAAACACAGGAAUACGAUUCCAACAUUUAGUUCACUCCCUGUGGCCGUCAUCGAGGGUGCAGCCACUACUGCAUAG
Messenger RNA from Psilocybe cubensis, 1491 nucleotides. RefSeq lists its product as uncharacterized. Lineage: Eukaryota; Fungi; Basidiomycota; Agaricomycetes; Agaricales; Agrocybaceae. The transcript has a single exon. The coding region runs from base 1 to 1491 and encodes 496 amino acids. The record is from RefSeq and is a predicted model, not a curated record.